AUGGAGAGACCCAAGACUCCAUCUGGCCCGCUCAAUGCCGGCGAAGCAACACACUCCCCAUCAUCGCCGCCUCCUGCCCCUCGUGCUCGGGGGAGAAGAAGAGGCCCCGCCAGCCACGAUCAAAAUCGAUGGGUCAAUAUCAAAGCUGGUUUGUGCGGAACACCACUGCAAGCUGCGGGUCAGGAGGAUGGUUCUUCGCUCACAGCUCCACACCCACUCGUUUUGGCCUACUCAAAUGCCUUUGAUGAUGAACAAGAUGAAGACAUAGUUAUCAAAAGAUGCAGAUCGAGCUCAGCUGUCCAAGAAGUACCAGAAGCUCACCAGACUUUCCAGGCUGGGAUUGCUGGGGAGCAAAUAGGUACCCAGGCCGAGCAACGAGACAACCGUAGAGGCGGCCCCUACGACAGCCUAGUAAGGUCGAGAGAUCGAAUGAACAUGACCGCAUCUACUCGCUCGGAUUUACGCGGCAUCUUAACUGGCGAGCCGCAAAAAGCUCUGCAGUCGUCGAGUCUUAGCCGGUCCGCAAAUUCCAGCAUCUUCAUGCAAGGAUCUCUACCAGAGAACCCAUCCAGACAGGAAGGGGUCUCUGAAGCUCAACCUUUGCAUUUCUCUGAUCGUAGUUUCACCCCCCUGGUCUCUCCGCGUCCAGUACGGCCAAGUACAGCCUUCCAAAGGGUCUUGAGCUACAGACAAGAACCCGACUUCUCGCAGGCCUCAACUCAGAACCAGCUUGCUUUCGGCGUCCGUGAAAACACGAGAGGUGAUCAGAUUAUGGGAUCCGCAAGUGGAUUUGGUCCAACGCCAUCUCAAUCUGAUCCGUUUGUUCUGCCACGUCAGCAGCAGGCUUCCUUCUAUGACGAGGUAUCUCCACAGUAUGGCUUACCCUCAACAGACCAAGCUCGCCUGCAGGAUUUCUCCUUUGCUGGAGAGAUGGAUCGGGCAUCGAGACAGGCAGCUCCUCUUUAUGGAUUGUCCGCGGAACAUUCUUCGGAGUUUGAGGGCUCUUCGUCGCGUCUGAGGCGUCAGAGUAGGGAAGAGAGGUCCGAUAUGGACAACGAAGACGAUGAAGAAGGCAUCGAUGGCGAGUGA
This is a messenger RNA of Drepanopeziza brunnea f. sp. 'multigermtubi' MB_m1, 1089 nucleotides long. The record is from RefSeq and is a predicted model, not a curated record. Lineage: Eukaryota; Fungi; Ascomycota; Leotiomycetes; Helotiales; Drepanopezizaceae.